UUGCUAACUUAGGUGCUUCCUUCCACGCCACUCACCCAAGCUGCCACAGGCCAGCGUCAUCAUCACGUGAUAAAACGCGUGACUGUCCGCAUCUCGCAACCUCCGAUCCAUGCCGCGAAUCCACUGACACGCCUGAGGCGUGCCUUACUCCUGUGGAGAUUAUGGCUCGACAACUACAGGCCUGAGAGCUACUGUUUCCGCUACUCCGCAUUUACUUUCUCGACAUACGGCCGCACAGCAUUGACUCUGGCUGAUGACGGAUCGAUAAUUUGAGACUAACUGCGAAUAUCGAUAUAAAACACAACCCUUUCUCUCUGUCGACAAAGCCAAAACACCAGCCGUAGUAGGUGUAGUGGCCCGUCAUGGCUGUCAACGAGUCCGUCUUUGACGUCCGGGAUGCCAACCUUUCCGAUGAAAAGGACGAUGUCGACUCUCUUCCCUCCAUUGCCACGAGCGAAUUAUAUUCAGAAGAGGACUCGGACGCCCAGGAGGAGUGGGAGCGGAGUCUAGAGCAGGUGCAGAUGCUGCUGACCAUGGUCCUGGUGCCAUGGAUGGGCAAGUAUUUUGGCCGCAAAUUCGCCUAUUGGAGCUGGGCACGAUACAUGGAAUGGGCGCACAAUGUCGAAGUGCGAUGGACGAACAAGACAGCCAAUAAGGUUAUUGGAGCCAUUGAAGUGACCCGAGCACUAUAAGGGUUCCAACGCAAAAGAAUUCAACCAAUACAAGACCAUUUGCUAUGCGGCAAUGGCAUACCAUAUCACCAAGAUCACAGCCAUGGACGGCUGCUUCGAAUGUACAUACAUCUACGGACAUAGACUCGUUUCAAGUUUUUCUUUUAGAGCAUCAACACAGGGGAUGCAUGCCUAUUGUUGGAAAGUAUGGAGCUUCAUUUAGACCAUUUAGCGAAUCAGACUAUCAAUUAGCAACAGUCUGUUAACACUGUAUACGAAGCUAGUUGAAGACAUUUUAAUUAAAGCAGUUAAAUGAUGUAUACUAGCAUUACCCAUAUCCCCACCAUUCUAAUUCAUAUGAACCAACCUAUCUGUGUUGGAAUAUUAGUGAUUGGCUUUCUAGCCCUCAUCGCACCUCUCCGUGUUUUGUGCUUGCUCCCUGAGCUGCUAAAGGAAAGAAAAAGUAAUUUCAAAUGACGCCCGCCCCGUCCGUGUCGUAUGUAUCUGUUGGCGCAGUGGCGCCCAAGAACUGUAGCAACGACCCUCUCAGAGGGUACUAUGCUAGCACUUACGAUACAGUGCAAAAAUAAGCCAUCUAUUUACACGCGUGAGCCGCGAAUGGAGCCGAUAGGGCUGCGGGAUUCGGAGAAGCUGAAGAAGAGACCACCAGUAGCGCAGAUGAAGAUGAACCAGACAAAGACGGCGGAGGCCUGAGUUUGACGGCAGUGGCCCAUCUCGUUGUCAAAGAGAACGCUCUGGUGGUUCUUGGUAGAGUCGAUGCUGGCGCAGUCGACGGUGUUGAGAAGAGCAGCGAGAACAAUACCGUCAAUAACAGAGAAGAGGACAAGGAUGGCGUCGAGAGGGAGGAGAAUGGCAGCUCUUCCGAGAGACGAAACAAAAGACGAGGCGAUGCCGUAGAGCGUGACGAUCCAAGAGAGGACAGCGACGAACAUGGUGAAGUUAAUGGCGGCCUUGUGGUUGCCAACGGCGAUCAAGUUGCCGACGAGGGCAGUAAGCAACAGGGUCCAGAAGAGCGCCGCGGCGCGGACAAUAGCGUUGAGGAAUCCGGACAUUGUGGGAAAGUGGUGUUUGCGGUAACUGGGUGAAGAACGGCGAAGCUGAGCUUAUGCGAUUGCAAAAGGACGUUUGGCGCAAAGCGAAUUGGGGCAAUGCGCAAAUGGUAGUAAGGAGCAGGUGGUGGUGGUGGUGUAAGGGAGCGGCAGUCGACAAAAGUAUUAGGUGGUAAGAAGUACGGUAUUAAGCCACGACGGCAAACAAGACGAAAGAAAAGGCGACGAGAAUUAACCAAAAAGGAAGAAAAGCGACUGAAACGAAGGCAAUGUCGAUGUCAAAGGUAAGAAGACUGGCGGGAUUGGCGCGGAGCAGAGACGGAGAGCAAAUGUGUCGCG
Messenger RNA from [Torrubiella] hemipterigena, 2080 nucleotides. The record is from the annotation of a GenBank genome assembly. NCBI's taxonomy places the organism in Eukaryota, Fungi, Ascomycota, Sordariomycetes, Hypocreales, Clavicipitaceae.